AUGGGCUUGGGAGGACUGGGGGACGGACCCCUGCCACAUGGCUCCCACCAUCCCUCACUGUGCACCAGGAAGGAGAACUGCGAGCGCUCGGCCGAGCCCCGGAGGUUCGCCUGGGACAUCAAGCAGUGCGUCCGCCUCAGCGUCCACCCCAGCAACAUCUCCGUGUCCCAGUUCAGCGUCACGCUGAUCCUGGAGGCCCAUAACGUCCCAGAGUUGUCUGCAGGGGUCAACUGUACCUUUGAGGACCUGGCUGAGAUGGACGGUCUGGUGGAGGGGAACCGCAUCAGGUGCAGCUCGCCUGCCGAGAAGGAGGUGCCUCGCAUUAUCGUAGACAAAGCUGAUCACCAGAUAGUUCAGCUCUACCUCAAGUCCAAGGAGACAGGCCUGGUCUUCGCCAACACCAGCUUUGUCUUCUACAACUGCAGCGUCCACAAGUCGUGUUUGUCAUGUGUGAGAAGCCCCUACCAGUGCCACUGGUGUAAAUACAGACAUGACUGCACCCACGACCCACGCACCUGCUCCUUCCAGGAGGGACGCGUCAAGAAGCAGAGCGACUGUCCCCAGCUGCUGCCCACUGAGCGCAUCCUGGUGCCGGUCAACGUGGUGAAGCCCAUCACCCUGCGGGCCAAGAACCUUCCCCAGCCACAGUCAGGACAGCGGGGCUAUGAGUGUCUGCUCACCAUCCAGGGCGUGGAGCAGCGGGUGCCCGCGCUCCGCUUCAACAGCAGCUGUGUUCAGUGCCAGAACACCUCGUACUCAUAUGAUGGGAUGGAGAUGAGCAGCCUCCCUGUGGACCUGACGGUCAUCUGGAACGGAGACUUCAGCAUCGACAACCCUGCCGAAAAUAAAGUUCACCUGUACAAGUGUGAUGCCCAGAGGGGUAGCUGUGGCCUGUGUCUGAAGGCAGACCCCCUGUUUGGCUGUGUGUGGUGUAAAGGGGAGAACCGCUGCACCCUCAAGCAGCACUGUCCCCACCCUGAGAGCCAGUGGCUGGAGCGCAAUGGACUCAACAGCAAGUGUACCCACCCACGCAUCACCCAGAUCACUCCGCUGCGGGGCCUCGGGAAGGGCACCCUAGUAACCAUCCGGGGGGAGAACCUGGGCCUGGACUUCAGUGAGAUCCAGGGGAACGUCAGGGUGGCCGAGGUGGACUGUACCCCCGUCCGCGAGGGAUACAUCCCCGCAGAACAGAUAGUGUGUGAGAUGGCGGUGGCAACGCCGAGCCAGUUCGCCAACUACGUGGAGGUGUGUGUGGGGGGUGUGGGGGUCAGAGAGUGUCCCAAAGAGUUCAGGGCCGUAUACUCCAAGUACUACUACUUCGUGGUCACCAGACUGAUCAGCCUGAAGCCCAGCCGAGGGCCCGUCUCCGGGGGAACCAUCGUCAACAUCACCGGUAGCAACCUGGACGCCGGGAGCAACGUGUCCAUCAUGUUCAAGGACCAGAAGUGCACCUAUCACAGGAGGGGCGGCCAGUGGAUCACGUGUCGCUCCCACGCCUCGCUGCAAGGAUAUGGAAACGUCAGUGUGUCAGUGACGGUGGACAAGGCCCGCAUACAGAAAGACUUGAAGUUUGAGUACGUGGAGGACCCCACUAUCAUCAAGCUGGAACCUGAGUGGAGCAUCUUCAGUGGACACACACCUGUGACUGUGACCGGCACCAACCUGGACAUCAUACAGAGCCCCCUCAUCAGAGCCAAGUACAACGGUCGAGAGACGGUCAACAUAUGCCAGGUGUUCAGCCCCACGUCCAUGCUGUGCCAGGCCCCAGAGCUGCCCAUCAGCCUGGGCAGGCAGAGGGAGGUGCCAGCGCGGCCCGAUGAGUUUGGCUUCAUCCUGGAUGACGUGCAGGCAGUGCUGGCCCUCAACAACACGCCGUUCAUCUACUACCCCAACCCCGAGUUCGAACCCCUCCAUGUGUCUGGGGUGCUAGAGCUCAAGCCUGGCUCCCCCAUCAUACUGAAGGGGCGGAACUUCCUCCCUCCCACCAAUACCAACGGUAAUAACGGCAAGCUGAACUACACGGUUCUGAUUGGUGAUAAACCUUGUCUGUUGACCGUGUCAGACAACCAGCUGCUGUGUGAGUCGCCCAACCUGACGGGGCGACACAAAGUCUUGGCCCGUGUGGGCGGCAUCGAGUUCUCCCCGGGCGUGGUCCACAUCACGUCAGACAGUCCGCUGAGCAGCACGGCCAUCAUCAGCAUCGCCGGCGCCGGUGCCCUGCUCAUCCUCUUCAUUGUGAUAGUGCUCAUUGCAUAUAAACGCAAGUCACGCGAGAGCGACCUCACCCUGAAGAGGCUGCAGAUGCAGAUGGACAACCUAGAGUCUCGUGUGGCCCUGGAGUGUAAAGAGGCCUUUGCCGAGCUGCAGACAGACAUCCAUGAGUUGACCAGUGACCUGGACGGAGUGGGCAUCCCCUUCCUGGACUACAGAGCCUACACCAUGAGGGUCCUCUUCCCUGGCAUAGAGGAGCACCCUGUUCUCAGGGACCUGGAGGUGCCGGGCUACAGACAGGAGCAGGUGGAGAAGGGCCUGAAGCUGUUCGGCCAGCUCAUCAACAACAAGGUCUUCCUGCUCUCAUUCAUCCGCACGCUCGAGUCGCAGCGCGGCUUCUCCAUGCGCGACCGCGGCAACGUGGCCUCGCUCAUCAUGACAAUGCUGCAGAGUAAACUGGAGUACGCCACCGAUGUCCUCAAGCACCUGCUCUCUGACCUCAUCGACCGCAACCUGGAGAGCAAGAACCACCCCAAGCUGCUGCUCCGAAGGACGGAGUCUGUGGCAGAGAAAAUGCUGACCAACUGGUUCACCUUCCUGCUAUACAAGUUCCUAAAGGAGUGUGCGGGCGAGCCCCUCUUCUCCCUCUUCUGUGCCAUCAAGCAGCAGAUGGAAAAGGGGCCUAUAGACUCCAUCACUGGCGAGGCGCGCUACUCGCUUAGCGAGGAUAAACUCAUCAGACAGCAAAUCGACUACAAGAUGCUGGUGGUGAACUGCAUCCACCCGGACAAUGAGAAGAGCCCUGAGAUCCAGGUGAAGGUGUUGAACUGUGACUCCAUCAGCCAGGUGAAGGAAAAGAUCCUGGACGCCAUAUACAAGAACGUUCCCCACUCCCACCGACAGAAGGCCUCUGACAUGGACCUAGAGUGGCGCCAGGGCAGAGGUCAGCGUACGAUCCUGAUGGACGAAGACCUCUCUACCAAGAUUGAGAGCGACUGGAAGAGACUCAACAUGCUUGCUCACUACCAGGUGCCUGAUAACUCUGUGAUGGCCCUGGUCCCCAAGCAGGUGACGGCCUACAACUCGGUCAACAACUCAACUGUGUCCAGAACCUCAGCCAGUAAAUACGAGAACAUGAUCAAGUACACGGGGAGCCCCGACAGCCUGCGCUCGCGCACGCCCAUGAUCACGCCCGACCUGGAGAGCGGGGUCAAAGUGUGGCACCUGGUAAAGAACCACGAACACGGAGACCAGAAGGAGGGAGACCGCGGCUCCAAGAUGGUCUCUGAGAUAUACCUGACCAGGCUGCUGGCCACUAAGGGCACUUUACAGAAGUUUGUGGACGACCUGUUUGAGACCAUCUUCAGCACGGCCCACCGAGGCAGCGCCCUGCCCCUGGCCAUCAAGUACAUGUUUGACUUCCUGGAUGAGCAGGCUGACAAGCACAGCAUCCAUGACCCGCAUGUCAGACACACAUGGAAAAGCAACUG
Messenger RNA from Oncorhynchus nerka (sockeye salmon), 3701 nucleotides. Its product is annotated as plexin-A4-like. The transcript has 26 exons. The record is from RefSeq and is a predicted model, not a curated record. Gene Ontology annotation, cellular component: semaphorin receptor complex; plasma membrane. The annotation marks the transcript as partial. Gene Ontology annotation, molecular function: semaphorin receptor activity. Gene Ontology annotation, biological process: negative regulation of cell adhesion; semaphorin-plexin signaling pathway involved in axon guidance; regulation of GTPase activity. NCBI's taxonomy places the organism in Eukaryota, Metazoa, Chordata, Actinopteri, Salmoniformes, Salmonidae.